This is a messenger RNA of Haliotis rufescens (red abalone), 3233 nucleotides long. RefSeq names its product probable tubulin polyglutamylase TTLL9. The coding region runs from base 363 to 1682 and encodes 439 amino acids. NCBI's taxonomy places the organism in Eukaryota, Metazoa, Mollusca, Gastropoda, Lepetellida, Haliotidae. Gene Ontology annotation, molecular function: tubulin binding; tubulin-glutamic acid ligase activity. The record is from RefSeq and is a predicted model, not a curated record. Gene Ontology annotation, biological process: microtubule cytoskeleton organization; protein polyglutamylation. Gene Ontology annotation, cellular component: cilium. The transcript has 14 exons.
UGCAAGCAUGUGGCAACGAGAAAGUGUCAUGUUCGCACAGGAGCACCCGGGAGCGACGUAAACAACACUAAUCAGUUAUAACAAACAUAGAAGUUAUCUUUCACCUACUGUGAUGCUGCGUGACCGCAAAAUACAUUAACGUUAUCCAUUACUGUAGAUCGACAGCAGGAAACGUGUUUCUUGACAAUUUAAUUGCAAGAAAUUGAAAAAAAAUGUAAGAAAUCCCCACAGCACCAUUACCCACUUUUUUCGCGAGUCUCAGACUGGGUCCAUCAUGACGUUACACUGAAACAAACGAAACGAUUAUUCUCUGUUUGAUUAAACAGAAAACACAACUGUGUGACUUCAAACGGGAUAAAAACAUGAAUACCAAACCUGGAACUUCAAAGGUCAUAGGUCAAAGCCGAUAUCCAAGACCAAGGGCUGUCAUAACGGACCGAGAAAUCCGCUACAGGUGUUCCCUGCAGAACACAAUCAGCGAGGUAUUGCGGGAUCGACCAGGGUGGCAGGAGGUUAUAGGGGAAGGUGAGUGGGACUUCUACUGGUGUGACCGUGAGUGGCUACAUCAGAACUAUGACACCACCUUCCUGCAUGAACAUCAGAGGAUCCUGCACUUCAGGAAUCACUAUGAGCUUACGAGAAAGAAUUUGAUGGUGAAGAAUUUGAAGAGGCUUCGCAAACUAGUGGAAAGAGAACAUGGCAAGCUAGAGGCUCAGAGCUUUGACUUCUACCCAACAACAUAUGAGUUGCCAUCGGAGUACCACAUCUUCGUGGAGGAGUUCAAGAAGAGCCCUGGGGUGGUGUGGAUCAUGAAACCAGCUGCCAAGUCCCAGGGGAAAGGCAUCUUCCUGUUCCGUAGACUUAAGGACAUCAUGGACUGGAGAAAGGGGCAGUACCAGCCAGUGUCCGACCCCAACGUACGAGAGGGCCCUGAACUGUAUGUUGUACAGCGGUAUAUUGAGGACCCCUAUCUGAUUGGUGGACGCAAGUUUGACAUCCGAGUCUAUGUUCUAGUUUUAUCUUACAACCCCUUGAAGGUGUGGCUGUACCGAGAUGGGUUUGCCCGUUUCUCCAACACCAGGUUCUCGCUAGACUCCAUUGAAGAUGCAUAUGUUCAUCUGACCAACGUAGCGGUGCAGAAGACAGCACCAGAUUAUGAUCCAGAGAGAGGCUGCAAAUGGUCCACGCGACAACUUCGGAAAUACCUUUCUGCAAAGCAUGGUGUUGAAGAUGUGAAGAAUCUGUUCAAGAACAUUGACACCAUGAUCAUCAAAUGUCUACAGAGUGUUCAGAAGAUCAUGAUCAAUGACAAACACUGCUUUGAGAUGUACGGUUACGAUGUGCUCUUGGACUCUCAACUGAAGCCCUGGCUCAUCGAGAUCAAUGCAUCACCAUCGCUGACAGCAAGUGGGAAAGACGAUUACGACCUGAAGUAUGGCCUUCUCACAGAUCUCCUAAAUGUGCUGGAUCUCGAGAACAGACUGACAGGGAGAGAGAAGCGAAUCGGCGGCUGGGAUCUGCUGUGGGAUGACGGACCCGUUGCAGCAGAUGAAGGCAACAUGGACUGUAACGGAGGCACCACCAUCUACAAUGCCAACUCCUUCCUCGGUUGUCAAAAUGAGCGCAAGUCCCAACUUAGAGAAACAUUCAAGGUGGCCCAGAUGGUAAAGAGGCCUCAGUGAGUGCAGACGCCAAAACAACAUUCCAUAGCAGACGCCAACAAAACACUACAGAACAGAUAUCAGGCAGAUGCCAAGACCACAUUACAGAACAGAUAUCAUGCAGAUGCCAAGACCGCAUUACAGAACAGAUAUCAGGCAGAUGCCAAGACCGCAUUACAGAACAGAUAUCAGGCAGAUGCCAAGACCGCAUUACAGAACAGAUAUCAGGCAGAUGCCAAGACCACAUUACAGAACAGAUAUCAGGCAAAUGCCAAGACCGCAUUACAGAACAGAUAUCAGGCAGAUGCCAAGACCGCAUUACAGAACAGAUAUCAGGCAGAUGCCAAGACCGCAUUACAGAACAGAUAUCAGGCAGAUGCCAAGACCACACUACAGAACAGAUAUCAUGCAGAUGCCAAGACCACAUUACAGAACAGAUAUCAGGCAGAUGCCAAGACCACAUUACAGAGCAGACAUCAGGGCAGAUGCCAAGAACAUGUUACAGAGCAGACAUCAGACAUCAGAGCACAACACAAAGAUGAUGACAUUGCAGGUUUAAAAAAACAUGGUCCAUGGAAAUGUUUGCAGGUUUUUAUGAUCUUUGGGUGCCCAAAUGUGAAGAUUUGUUUGAAUGCCUAAACUAGUUUACACAGAUCAAGUUAAGUAUAUUUAACUGUUAAUAUUUUUUAAACCUAUUCCUGAACUUUCAACACUUUGGAUUCCUGCCAAUGUUUGUUAUGGCUAUUAAGGCAUCCAAAUUGUGUGCAUUUAAGCUGAUACAUUGUGUAUUGUACUUUAUCAGACGUGAUGAAGGAGUUGACCUCCGCAGGACAAAGGUGUUUCACAGACAAAGUCAUUAUUUGGUUAAGGCCGUCAACAUUGCUUGUCUACAAAGUCAGUUUUCAUAAUCAAGUGCAAUAGAGGGAUAGCAACUCUGAUUAAAUGUCUAGACAAGGCUGAAGGACACAGCUCACAAUCUGUGACUUUCCAUCAACAAUUAUGUCUUACCGAAAUUACAUGAUACGAACAGAUCGGCUUGUCUCUUCAUACUGCGAACAACACGAAGCAUGGCCAAAUUUAAGAUAAGAAAAUAUAAUCCUCCCUCCCUUUGCGGUCAGUUUUUAAAAAAGCCAUGAGAAAGAAGAAUUUAUUGUUUUUAUGGGUUCCUUAACAUCAAAAUGAGCAUGACCUCUCUGAUGCCUGUUAUUUCUGUGAGAAUUAAUUUGAGAGGAUCCCAAAGGGCCUGACUACUGUGUAUAUAGACUAGAAGUCUUAAGUUUUGUGCAGUCUCAUUAAUAUCAGAUCUUAGUUCUUGCUAUUGCUGAACAAAGAUCUGGGGACACUUCAGACCGACCUUUCGCCAAUUUUGACCAAUCAAUGGAAUGACUGACAAGAAGUCAACAUAAGCCAAUCAGAAGGCAGCUUUCUCGUGCUUUACAGCACCAGUUUCAAUCUGACAACUAUGCUUUGAAACAUAUUUUGACAAAUUCUCGAUUAAAAAAUUGAAAACUGAACAAAUUAAAAUUCUGGAAUGGCUAAUAGAUGGUCAAGAUUGUAUGGAUUCAGUCAUAA